AUGGAAAUAAGAGAAUUUCGACACUGCAGAGUAGUUUUUGGAUUAAAAUGCAGUCCGUUUUUAUUAGGUGCAGUGAUUAAUUCGCAUUUGGAUCAGUGUGAUACUUCUCUAAAAGAAACAGCUUCAAAAUUGAAAUCUUCAUUUUAUGUUGAUAUCUGUGUCAUCUCAGUCAAUUCGAAUGAAGAAGCAGAAGAUUUUAUUACAAAGUCAACUCGAUUGAUGGCAAGUGGUAACUUCGACUUGAGAGGGUGGGAGCAGACAGAGAAGAGCAAUGUGAAAUUGACAAAAAGUGAACUACUAAAAGUUAUUGGUCUUAUGUGGGAUAAUUUUGAAGAUUCACUGUUUUGUGACAUACCUAAUAUCGACUUAGAUGACAUCAUAGUGACAAGACGAAACGUGUUAUCAAUUGCACAGAGAAUCUUCGACCCAAUCGGUUUUAGCUGCCCUUUCACGCUUCGACCAAAGAUAUACUUGCAAAAUAGUUGGGAAACUAAAUUAAGCUGGGAUGCAGAGCUGCCUGAGGAAAUCAAAAGAAAAUUCUUGAAAUGGGUUAAGGAAUUGCCCUUGUUAGCAUCAGUAAAGAUUCCUAGGCAAGUUACUCAGACAGAUGGGCAAUCUUUUAGCCUCCAUACAUUUUCCGAUGCUUCACAGGGAUCUUAUGCGAGUGUAGUAUUUUUAAGAAGCCAAAAAUCAGAUGAAGUCAAAGUUACAUUAUUGCAAGCUAAAGCCAGAGUAGCUCCGUUGAAGAAAACAACUAUACCAAGACUUGAAUUGCUUGCUUGUCUUAUCGGAACGAGAUUGGCUUCAUUCAUUAAGAAGAACCUCAAGGUCGUAAUUUCAAAAGAGCAUUACUGGACCGACUCUUCGACAGCACUCUUCUGGAUAAAAAAGAAGAAAGAUUUAGAAGCUUGGGGAACUUUUGUGAAUUACAGAGUUUCAUAA
Argiope bruennichi is the source of this 942-nucleotide messenger RNA. RefSeq lists its product as uncharacterized. Lineage: Eukaryota; Metazoa; Arthropoda; Arachnida; Araneae; Araneidae. Bases 1 to 942 code for a protein of 313 amino acids. The record is from RefSeq and is a predicted model, not a curated record. The transcript has a single exon.